Molecule: messenger RNA, 2142 nt
Organism: Manacus vitellinus (golden-collared manakin)
Lineage: Eukaryota; Metazoa; Chordata; Aves; Passeriformes; Pipridae
Gene: FRK
Product: fyn related Src family tyrosine kinase
Exons: 8
Coding region: 414-2000 (528 amino acids)
Biological process (GO): protein phosphorylation; innate immune response; cell surface receptor protein tyrosine kinase signaling pathway
Cellular component (GO): extrinsic component of cytoplasmic side of plasma membrane
Molecular function (GO): ATP binding; non-membrane spanning protein tyrosine kinase activity; signaling receptor binding
Source: RefSeq, a predicted model, not a curated record
CCAAGCAGUAGGAGUUGAGAAGACUCCCUUGCUUAGAUGUUCUGACAUUACUGUUUUGCUGUAGCAGAAGAGGCUCCACACUUUUCCAUUGUUCUCAGAGCUCAGCCCAGCACAGCCGUUGUGUUGCUUUCCUGUUCCAAAAAGGAAGUGAGAAAUUUCUUCCACGUGUGCGCUGGCACUUGAAUGCUCAGGUUUCACUCCCUAACUGGGAGCUGCCUGUAAUGAGCUCUCAGUGGGGUUUGGAGAGGAGCUUCCAGCUGUGCCAAGAGUUUUUUCAUUUUGUGCCAAAGGAGGAGGGGGAGAAGAAAUCUGCAAAAAGGUGAAAUGUUGAUGGUGCAAAAACUGGUCUAAGGGUCUUGCAGCUGGGAAAAGCAAAAGAAAAGCAGAAGCAGAGGAAGGAAAAAGAAGCCAGGAUGGGAAACUUUUGCCAGAAGCACUGCCCCUGUUUGGAACCUUACAUCCCCUGCUUAUUCUUGGGGACAAAUGAUGAGCAGGAUGACAAAGUGGGCCAAGUCUUCGCCAACCUUGCUGUGGUAAGGCCUGACUUCCAAGCAGGACAGAAAGACCAAGAGCAUAAGAUAAAAGAGAAACCUUUACCUCCGCUGCCUGGCCAGCAUCUAGCGAACAUUUGCACCUUUGUGGCACUGUUUGACUACGACGCUCGCACUGAGGAGGACUUGAGCUUUCGAGCUGGGGAUAAGCUGGAAGUGCUGAAUGCAUCCCAUGAGGGCUGGUGGUAUGCUAGGCUCCUCCUGCCAACGGGGUCAGUCUGUCCCGGACGCAAGCUCGAGGGCUACAUCCCUGCUAACUACAUAGCUGCUGACCAGAGCAUUGAAGCUGAGCCAUGGUUCUUUGGCCCAAUCAAACGAGCAGAUGCUGAGAGACAACUGUCAUACCCUGGAAACCAGGCAGGAGCCUUCCUAAUCCGAGAAAGUGAAAGUCUAAAAGGGGAAUACUCACUCUCAGUUUUUGAUGGUGCAUCUGUGAAGCACUACAGGAUCAGAAAGCUGGAUGAAGGAGGCUUUUUUCUAAGCAGAAGGAAAACUUUCAAAACUCUGAAUGACUUGGUUGACUAUUAUAGCAAGAACAGUGAUGGCCUCUGUGUGAUGCUCGGAAAGCCAUGCCUAAAGGUUCAAAUUCCUGCUACUUUUGAUUUGUCAUAUAAAACUGUUGAUCAGUGGGAGAUAGACCGACAAUCUCUGAAGUUGGUGAAAAAAUUAGGAUCGGGUCAGUUUGGUGAGGUAUGGGAAGGACGGUGGAAUAAUACCACCCCCGUGGCAAUCAAAACAUUAAAACCAGGUUCAAUGGAUCCAAAAGACUUUCUGAGGGAAGCACAAAUAAUGAAGAACUUGAGACAUCCAAAGCUUAUACAACUUUAUGCUGUCUGUACCUUGGAAGACCCAAUUUAUAUUAUUACUGAGCUGAUGAGAUUUGGAAGUCUUCUAGAAUACCUUCAAAAAGAUGGAGGCUCUCAAAUCUUCCUGACACAUCAAGUAGACAUGGCUACUCAGGUGGCUUCUGGGAUGGCAUACCUUGAAUCUCAGAACUAUAUCCAUCGGGAUCUGGCAGCCAGGAAUGUCCUUGUUGGUGAACACAAUGUUUACAAAGUGGCAGACUUUGGACUUGCAAGAGUUUUUAAGGUAGAAAAUGAAAAUGUAUAUGAAGCUAGGACUGAAACAAAACUACCAGUAAAAUGGACAGCCCCGGAGGCGAUUCGCUACAACAGAUUCAGUAUUAAAUCAGAUGUCUGGUCAUUUGGAAUACUUCUGUUUGAAAUAAUCACCUAUGGGAAGAUGCCUUAUGCUGGUAUGCCAGGACACCAGGUGAUCCAGCUGCUGGAUGAUGGGUACAGACUUCCUCAGCCAGAGACCUGCCCAGCACCGCUCUAUGAGAUGAUGUUGCAGUGCUGGAGCGCGGAGGUGGAUGGGCGGCCCACCUUCGAUGCCCUCAGCAAGCAGCUGGAGGGCUACUUUGACACUGAGUCCUAUUCCUAUGCCUAGGCACAGACCAUGGUGAAAGGGACCCCUCAGUGGGCCUUGAAGGACAGGUGGUAGCCAACAUAGAUGACAGAGGGCUGUUGAAUCAGCCUAACCUCAGGCUUCCAGGUUACUUGGGGGUGCUGAGGAAUCCUGGUACAUUUUC